UCAAGAUGGGUCUCUGCUGAAUCUUUACAUUUAUUUAGGCGAGUAAAAGAGAGGGUUUAGGGAUGAUUGAAUCUUUGGGAUAAAAUUCUUAUGAAUUAUAAUGAUGGUGCUCUGUAUCCUCAAUGUAGCUUUUCUUGAAUUUUUAUUCAUAAAAAGUUUUUGCCUUUUCUUUUCUUUUGCCAUUUAUGCUUUGUCAAUUUUGCAUCUUGAAGACGAAAGGGACCGUUUCGUUUCCAUUUAUGGGGUUGAUGAUGGCUUCAUUUCAUUCUAUCAGGGUUUAGUUUUAUUGUCUUGAUAAAAUAUGUCUUGUUGUUUUUCAGCUACAUAGAGCUUCAAUUGCAUAAUUGAAAAAGACGCUAAAGUUCAUUUCCUUCGUUGGGUCAAAUACUUGUUUGUUUAACAAUUAACAUUGUCAUCAUGUUCAAUACACCCAUAGCCAGUUUUAUUGUAACUGUUGUAAAAGGGUAUACGGUAUAUACUUCGGUAAAGUUAUAGAAAAUCUAGGGAGGUUUCGGGAAUUUCAAAACGUCUAGGACGAUUACAUAAUAUAUCAGAAAAUAUGUGGUAAAAAAUGUAAAUUACCUAACGUCUGGGACAGUUUUAUAAUUACAUACAUUGCAAUCAACCGGUUCUGAACUUGUUUAGCUUGCUGUGGUUUAUUACUGUUACCUUGUUGUCCUAAACGACACCGCGGUAGCUGAUUAGAACAACCUUGUUGAUCACAAAGUAGGUCUAAUAAUAAAAAGAAAAGAGAAAUUUGGGCCGGCUUAAGACGAAGCCCACUAAUGAUACGACGUCAUAUAAGGCACAACGGUCAUCUCCAAAUAUGGAAAACGACAAGAAACAGAGAAGAGAGAGUGAUGAAUCAUCAGGACUGUGAAUCAUGAAUGCAAAAGCUUUGUACGGAGGAGGAGAAAAAGUUGCGAUUUCGUAGCCCUUGAUACGUUUGGUGACACGCGAUGAUGACAUCUGUCCUCUCCUCUCUUUAGGGUUUUGCCGAGUAACCCAUUCUCUUGUGUGUAUAUAUAUAUACUACAUGUUCUGAUUUCUCUAGCUGCCUUUGGCUUAUUACUCUGAUCUUGCUUGCUUUGUGAGUUUCCCCUUUGGUUAAGUAAUUGCAGAUGGCGGCACUCCCUCCCUUCGAUCCCAAGUUCAAAUUGGCAAUCGCAGUCUUCCCAACAGAGACUCAGAAUGACCAACAGCACGAUGUAUCUGUUUCUGCUGCUAUCGUAGCUGCUGAUCUGAUCAGCUCUACACGCCUUAAACUCAAGCUGGAUAGUGUCCAUACUGAGUACUCAGCUCAGUAUCUGGUGGACAAUGCUGCUGGCUCACAAGGGCACAAGCUCACUGUCAAAGGCUGCCUUGAGUUUGGGUUAAAGAAUGGAAUACCGAAAGCUGAAGAUUGGCCACAGUUGGGAUCUGUGUCGAAGCCCCCAUCAUCGUACAAGCCUGAUCUCGUUACCAUGAAAGGAAAAGUGGUUGCGCCUAAGAAUUUGACGGAAUCAAUUGACGUGCUGGACUUGGUUGUGCAUCAACCCGUGGGAGCAAAACUGCAUGUGUUCAAUCCACACCUUGAUCUUCAGGGAAUUUACUGUGGCCCGACUGGUGAACCAGCUACCUAUGUUGGGCUUAGAGAUGCGAUAAUUCUUGGAGUGGAGAAGAUCCAAGGAAAGGACAUUGCAACAGUGAAGAUAUGGCACAAGCAGAAGUUCACAAUCCUGAAAGUGGCUAUGAGCAGGUGGUUUGUGCAGCAGUCUCUGGACGGAGAGCCGGGCUUUAACAUAGGGCCAUCAUAUCUACUUGUUGACUUUUGCGCCCCACGCCUAUCCAUCAACUAAGCAUCAUCUGUUAUCUUAAUAAGUAUCUAGUGGAAGAUUAUGUUUCUGGAGACUGUUUUUUUAAAAAAAUAUGUAAGACCCUUAAGAAGUUAAUCUCUCUACCUUCUGAAGACAUAUUAUGGAUGAUCGCUUUGUUAUUUAAGUUUCAGCUCCUUAUC
Camelina sativa (false flax) is the source of this 1996-nucleotide messenger RNA. Lineage: Eukaryota; Viridiplantae; Streptophyta; Magnoliopsida; Brassicales; Brassicaceae. The record is from RefSeq and is a predicted model, not a curated record.